Molecule: messenger RNA, 2469 nt
Organism: Syzygium oleosum
Lineage: Eukaryota; Viridiplantae; Streptophyta; Magnoliopsida; Myrtales; Myrtaceae
Product: protein ADP-ribosyltransferase PARP3
Exons: 18
Molecular function (GO): NAD+ poly-ADP-ribosyltransferase activity; zinc ion binding
Source: RefSeq, a predicted model, not a curated record
AUGAAGGAGAGUUUUCUGUGUGUAAUAUGUUGUGAGUUGAGUUUGGCAAAGGUGCACGAGACAAGGUCUCAGGCGCACGUGCCAAUGGACGAUGACAAGAUGAUGACGAGGAAGCAGAAAGCCGAUCAGCACAAGCUGCAGGAAUCGGAGCAAUUGCCCAAGAAACCAAAGGCCGAGAACGAUAAUGGGCAUCCAGACCGCAAACCAUCAGAUAAAGUCGACACUGAAUUCGAGGAAUAGUGCAGAGCUACAGAGGAACAUCUGUCAUUCGACCAGAUGCGCGAGAUCCUGGAAGCAAACGGCCAAGACUCCUCUGGUACUCCGGGGGUUGUAACCUCUAAAUGCCAAGACUUGCUGUUUUACGGGCCAUUGGACAAAUGCCCAAUUUGCGGUGGAACUAUCGAAUUUACUGGUACAAAGUAUAAGUGUAAGGGAGCUUAUAGCGAAUGGGCGUCUUGCACGUUCAGCACCAAAUUCCCUCCAAGGAGAGAGGAGCCUAUCAAGUUGUCGGAUUCUGUCCUCAAUUCCCCCAUCACUGAUUUGCUAAAGAAGCAUCAGGAUCCAAGUCGUCGACCUCGUAAAGAUCCAGGCAUUGCAGAUAAGCCACUACGAGGGAUGGUGAUAUCUCUAUCGGGUCAGCUUUCUCGUACUCAUCAAUAUUGGAUGACGAAGAUCGAGAGACACGGAGGAAAAGUCUCCAAUUCUGUCAUUGGCGUAACCUGUCUAGUUGUCUCUCCUGCCGAGAGGGAGCGUGGCGGCUCAGCAAAUGUUGCAGAAGCAGUGGAAAGAGGCAUACCCGUGGUGAGAGAAGCUUGGUUGCUCGACAGCAUCGAGAAACAAGAGGCGCAACCUUUAUCUGCUUACGAUGUGAUGAGUGAUCUGGCUGUAGAAGGCAGGGGAAUACCCUGGGACAAGCAAGAUCCGAGCGAGGAGGCACUUGAAUCGAUUUCAGCUGAACUGAAGCUGUAUGGGAAACAGGCUGUCUACAAAGACACGAAGCUACAAGAGCGAGGAGGGGAAAUAUUCGAGAGGGAUGGAAUACUGUAUAACUGUGCCUUUUCUCUUUGUGAUAUGGGGGAAGGAUUGAACAGCUAUUGCGUAAUGCAGCUCGUCACAGUUCCCGAUGACAACUUGCAUCUGUACUACAAGCGGGGAAGAGUAGGAGAUAAUCCGAAUGCAGAGGACCGGCUCGAAGAAUGGGAGAAUGUGGACAAUGCGGUGAAGGAGUUUGCGAGGCUGUUUGAGGAAAUAACAGGGAACGAGUUUGAGCCCUGGGAAAGAGAGAAGAAGUUUCAGAAGAAAUUGCUGAAAUUCUGUCCUGUUGACAUGGACGACGGUGUUGACACAAGACAUGGGGGCUUAGGUCUUCGGCAGCUUGGAGUUGCAGCGGUGCAUUGCAAGCUGGAGCCUCUGGUAGCGAACUUCAUGAAAGUCUUGUGCAGUCAGGAAAUAUAUAGGUAUGCUCUAAUGGAGAUGGGCUUGGAUUCCCCUGAUCUACCGGUGGGGAUGCUGUCAAGGAUUCACUUGCAAAGAUGUGAGGAGGUGCUACUAGAGUCUGUAGAGAAAGUAAAAUCCAUGAAGGAGAUGGGUCAAAAGGCUGAGGCUGUGUGGUCAGAUUAUAGCCAGAGAUGGUUCAAUUUGAUGCACUCAACGAGGCCUUUUAUUUUCCGAGAUUAUCAAGAAAUUGCCGAUCAUGCUGCAGCCGUAUUUGAGACUGUCCGUGACAUAACAGAUGCCUCACACUUUAUAGGCGAUAUGACAGGGGCUACAGUUGACGACCCUCUUUCGGACCGAUACAAUAAGCUGAACUGCAAAGUCUUGCCACUUGAAAAAGAGUCUGAUGACUACAAGAUGAUAGUGAAUUACGUGGAGAAUACUUAUGAGCCUCUCAAAGUUGGGGAAAUAAGCUACGGGGUGUCGGUGGAGAACAUAUUUGCUGUCGAAUCAACUGCAGCACCUUCUUAUGAUGAAAUAAAAGAGUUGCCCAAUAAGGUUCUCUUGUGGUGUGGCACUCGCAGCUCGAAUUUGAUGAGGCAUCUGCACAAGGGUUUUUUGCCCGCUGUUUGCUCUCUGCCAGUUCCUGGUUACAUGUUUGGAAAGGCGAUUGUGUGUUCUCAUGCGGCCGCAGAAGCAGCAAGGUACGGUUUUACCGCUGUUGACAGGCCGGAGGGCUUCUUGGUAUUGGCAAUUGCUUCUCUGGGAGAUCAAGUUCUGGAGGUUAAAAAUCCGCCCGAGGAUACGAAAUCCUUGGAGGAAAAGAAGGUAUGAGUAAAGGGACUGGGGAGAAAGAAAACAGACGAAUCGGAGCAUUUCAUUUGGAAGGACAACAUCAAAGUGCCGUGUGGUCGCUUGAUCCCCUCGGAGCACAAGGACAGCGCCCUGGAGUACAACGAGUACGCCGUGUUCGAUCCAAAACAGGUAAACAUAAGGUUCGUGGUGGGAGUGAAGUAUGAGGAACAAAGGAGUUGA